This is a messenger RNA of Varanus komodoensis (Komodo dragon), 8110 nucleotides long. RefSeq names its product 5'-3' exoribonuclease 1 (gene XRN1). Gene Ontology annotation, biological process: nuclear-transcribed mRNA catabolic process; rRNA catabolic process. Lineage: Eukaryota; Metazoa; Chordata; Lepidosauria; Squamata; Varanidae. The transcript is spliced from 43 exons. The coding region runs from base 114 to 5420 and encodes 1768 amino acids. Gene Ontology annotation, cellular component: nucleus. The record is from RefSeq and is a predicted model, not a curated record. Gene Ontology annotation, molecular function: RNA binding; 5'-3' RNA exonuclease activity.
CCUUUGGAAGAAGGAAGUGUUUGGUCAGACAGGCAGACCGGCAGAGCAGGUAGCGCGGGUGGGUUGCUUGAGUUCGGCAGGGCUGGCGCUUGAGGGGAGCUGCAGUAGACGCCAUGGGGGUGCCGAAGUUUUACCGAUGGGUCUCGGAGCGGUAUCCCUGCCUCAGCCAGGUAGUGAAGGAGCAUCAGAUUCCAGAAUUUGACAACUUGUACCUGGACAUGAAUGGUAUAAUUCAUCAAUGUUCACACCCUAAUGAUUAUGAUGUUCACUUCAGAAUCUCUGAAGACAAGAUCUUUGCUGAUAUAUUUCACUACUUGGAAGUAUUGUUUCGCAUUAUUAAACCAAGAAAGGUUUUCUUCAUGGCAGUUGAUGGAGUAGCUCCAAGAGCAAAAAUGAACCAGCAGCGUGGCAGACGUUUUAGGUCAGCAAAGGAAGCCGAGGACAAAAUAAAGAAAGCAUUAGAAAAAGGAGAAGCUCUUCCCACAGAAGCCAGAUUUGAUUCCAACUGUAUUACACCAGGGACUGAAUUCAUGGCCAGGUUGCAUGAACAUCUGAAGUAUUUUGUAAAUAUGAAGAUUUCCACAGACAAAUCCUGGCAAGGCGUCACUGUCUACUUAUCAGGACAUGAGACACCAGGAGAAGGGGAACAUAAAAUUAUGGAAUUUAUAAGGUCAGAGAAAGCAAAGCUUGACCAUGAUCCAAACACGAGACACUGUCUGUAUGGUUUAGAUGCUGACUUGAUUAUGCUUGGACUGACAAGUCAUGAGCCACAUUUCUCCCUUUUAAGAGAAGAGGUUCGAUUUGGUGGCAAAAAAUCACAAAGAGCAUGUGCCCCAGAAGAAACAACUUUUCAUCUACUGCACUUGUCCUUAAUGAGGGAAUACAUUGACUAUGAGUUUUCACCUGUUAAGGACAAGAUUUCAUUUCCAUAUGAAAUUGAAAGAAUAAUAGAUGACUGGAUCUUAAUGGGCUUUCUUGUUGGAAAUGAUUUUAUCCCUCAUCUACCUCAUCUGCAUAUUAAUCAUGAUGCACUGCCACUACUUUAUAGAACAUACAUGGCUGUAUUGCCUGAACUUGGAGGGUACAUUAAUGAAAGUGGACACCUCAACUUGCCACGCUUUGAGAAGUAUCUUGCAAAACUGUCAGAUUUUGAUCGUGAGCACUUCAGUGAAGUCUUUGUAGAUCUGAAGUGGUUUGAAAGCAAAGUAGGCAAUAAAUAUUUGAAUGAGGCAGCAGGUAUUGCAGCUGAAGAGUCAAAAAAACAAAAGAAACGCAAGGCUCAGGAAAAUGCCAUAUUCUUGGCUGCUUUAGAAAAAACUGACAGUGGAAAUGUAGCAACUUCAAAAACGGCAUUAGAAGAUGAGCCAGAAGAUGAUGAUUUGUUUGAGACAGAGUUUCGACAAUACAAAAGAACAUACUAUAUGACAAAGAUGGGUGUAGAAGUAGUUUCAGAUGACUUCCUGGCUCACCAAGCAGAAUGCUACAUCCAAGCAAUACAAUGGAUAUUGCACUACUACUACCAUGGGGUUCAGUCAUGGAGCUGGUACUACCCCUACCAUUAUGCGCCUUACCUCUCAGAUAUUCGCAAAAUCAGUGAACUGAAGAUUCAAUUAGAUUUAGGAAAACCAUUCCUACCAUUUGAACAGCUUCUUGCAGUACUACCAGCAGCUAGCAAGGAUUUGCUACCAAAAUGCUACCAGCAUUUGAUGACCAGUGAAGAUUCUCCCAUUAUUGAAUAUUAUCCAGUUGAAUUUAAAACAGACCUAAAUGGAAAGCAACAAGAAUGGGAAGCUGUGGUGUUAAUUCCAUUUAUUGAGGAGAAACGAUUGUUAGAAGCCAUGGAAUCCUGUAAUAAGUUAUUGACAGAAGAAGAAAAACAAAGAAAUAGGCACAGUGAGUGCUUCAUGUACUUGUAUGAUAGAGAUACAGAGUUCAAGUACCUCUCACCUUGGCCAGAGAAGUUCCCUUCCGUAGAAAGAUGCCAUGUCAGGCAUAAAGCUAUGUCUUUGGAUGCUUGGCAUGUAGAUAUAGCCCAUAAUAAAAUAACUGAAGUGGAUUUGCAGAGGUUGUAUUUCUGUGGUUUUCCUACUCUGAAGCAUAUUAAUCAUAAGUUCUAUCUUAAAAAAAGUGGGGUGCAAGUAUUUCAGCAGAGCAGCCAUGGAGAAAAUAUGCUUUUGGAAAUUAUGGUUGCAGAAGAUUCAGAGGAACUGAGUGUAGAAUAUGUAGCCAGUUCGGUGCUUGGAAAAUCAAUCUUUGUUAAUUGGCCACACCUGGAGGAAGCCAGAGCUGUUGCUGUAUCAGAUGGAGAAACUAAGUUUAGUUUGGAGGAGCCUCCCGGAACACAAAAACUCUAUAUGGGAAAUGCUGUGCCACCUACUAAAGUAACAGUUGUUGGAGAUAAAGAACAGAAUUUUUGGAUGAAAGAAAUCCAAGGAAUUACAGAAUACUACCAGAGAAGAAAAGGAGUAUUUAUAAAUGACACCUGUAUAAUUGUAUAUGCUCAGUUGCUAACUGGACGUAGGUAUCAUUUACAUCAAAAUGGUGAAGUGUGUUUGGAGAAGCAGUGGUCCAAGCAGAUUCUGCCUUUUGCAUACCAAACAAUUGUCAAGGAUUUAAAAACAUUUGAUUCUCGUUAUUCCAAACUCAAAACUUUGGAUGACCUAUUUCCUCUUGGAUGUACAGUCUUCAUGCUGGGAACACCUUACUAUGGCUGCACAGGAGAAGUUCAGGAUUCAUCUGAUGUUAUCUUAGAAGGCAGAAUUCGUGUUGUUUUCAACAUUCCAUGUGAACCUCAGCUGGAUAUUUUAAUACAAAAUCAGCAUAAAUAUUGUGUGAAAUACAAUCCUGGAUAUGUGUUGGCUAGUCGUCUUGGAGUGAGUGGCUAUCUUGUCUCAAGAUUUACAGGAAGCAUUUUUAUUGGAAGAGGGUCCAGGAGAAAUCCACAUGGAGAUCAUAAAGCAAAUGUGGGAUUGAAUCUAAAAUUCAAGAAAAAGAACGAAGAGGUCCCUGGUUAUACUAAAAAAGUUGGAAAUGAAUGGAUGUAUUCCUCUGCAGUAGAGCAAGUCCUUGAUGAAUAUUUGGAAAGGGCACCAGAACUUUUUAAUUAUGUAGCCAAAAACAGUCAAGAAGAUAUAUUCUAUGAAGAUGACAUUUGGCCUGGUGAAGAAGAGAAUGGUGCUGAGAAAGUUCAAGAAGUCGUUGCAUGGCUAAAGGCUCAUCCUGUCAGUACACUCUCACGUUCUUCUUGUGAUUUACAAAUUUUGGAUGCAGCUAUUGUUGAAAAGAUUGAAGAAGAAAUAGAAAAAUGCAAGAAAAGAAAAAGUAAUAAGAAAGUACGUGUGACAGUGAAGCCUCACUUGUUAUACAGGCCUCUAGAACAACAACAUGGAAUUAUACCAGACCGAGAUGCAGAAUAUAGACUAUUUGAUCGUGUUGUGAAUGUGAGAGAAAGCUUCUCAGUUCCCCUUGGACUUCGUGGGACUGUAAUAGGGAUUAAAGGAGCCAGCAGAGAAUGUGAUGUGCUGUAUGAAGUACUCUUUGAUGAAGAGUUUCCCGGUGGCUUAACAAUAAGGAGCUCACCUGACAGAGGGUACCGCAUGCCAGCUAGUGCCUUAAUUAAUCUUUCUCAUGGUAAUCGGUCUGAAACAGGAAAUCAGAAGCUAACAGCCAUAGUCAAACCCCAGCCAGCUGUGAGUCCCUACAGCUCAUAUUCACCUGAAUCAUUUUCACAAAAAGCACAUCUAGGAGGUCUCAACCAUUCCCCUCGUUCCCUCUUUGUUCCAACUCGACAAUUGAAUGGAAGACAGCAUAACAAUAUGAAGGCUGAAAAUAAGGGAAAUUCCCAUUUCUUCCAGAAAGGAACUUACUUAAGUGGAAAUCAGAAAUAUAAAAAUAAACAAGAUGAUGAAUUUUGCAACAUUUGGCAGUCAUUGCAAAGCUCUGGGAAGUCUCAGUCCACCGAACCAAACUGUCAUGAGAAGGGUGGAAUUUUACCUCAGUAUAUAAAGCUAAGUGCAAGUGGCCAGUACAGCAAACCAGUAGUUAAUGACAGUAGCUUCAAAGGCCAGCAACGAAAACAGGAGUCAUUUAGGAAAUCCAAAGAAGACUCAAAAGAUUCAAGAAAUGAAGGCCAAACACACAAAGUAUCAAGCAAAUCGAAUUUUUCAGGUGCUAAUAAAUAUAAUGUGAAGCUUUUGAAGAGGAAUGAAGGCCCCAGUGUGCCAGUAGAACAAAAGCCUUUAGUUGAUGGGCCCAGUUUGACUGAAAAGAAUGGAUCUGAACUUGAAGACAUUUUUGCAUCUCUGAAUAUUUUCAAAGAAAAGGAAGUGCAGUCAUCUUAUUCCAAGGAGCCAAUAAAUGAAGAGCACUUGUCUCCACAGACUUUUGCUAUGAAAGGAACACAGAUGCUCAAAGAAAUUUUGAAGAUAGAUGCUUCUGAUAAAGCAGAAACAAAGACAGCAACUAAUGAAGUUUCUACUUUCUCUAGUAGGCAGGAUUUUCAUGAACCUGCCUCACAUCAUAAACAUACAAAAAAGAUGGCAGCUUUCAUGAACAAAUCCGUUAGCACAGGGGGGUCUCAGAACACUCAGAUUAUGGAAACUGGAGGCCACCCACUUCUUGGACAACCAAACCCAUUGUCUACUCCUGUAUCUGAACUUUCUCGUACCUGUUCCCUUGUUGGAAUGCUGCAGCCAGAAUUCUCAUUCUUUCGAACCCCCCAGACAAUGACAGUUUGUCAAGUAAAACUGUCAAAUGGUUUAUUAGUACAUGGACCUCAAUGCCAUUCUGAAAAUGAAGCCAAGGAGAAAGCAGCAUUUUUUGCUUUACAGCAAUUGAGCUCUUUUGGGAUGAAUUUUCCUCUGCCACUGCCACCACCACCACCAGUAUUUCCAAAUUAUCAACCUAUGGGAACUAUUGUGCCACCUGGAUCCAUUCCACCAGUCUUCACCCAGCACACUGCUAAUUUGUUUCCUUCACCAUCUCAUGCAUUUGGCCCAGUGCCAUGGGGAGGACCAGUUCAUGGCAAACCUUAUUAUCCUGCUUCAUAUCCUGGAAAUAUUCCUUUUGUAGGCAGUGUACCCAUUGGCACACACAAUCAGUUUAUACCUUUGCAGGUAACUAAGAAAAGGGCUGCAAGCAAAAUUAAUUCUGAGGCUAAGGAAUUCCCACCUUCUCUUCAAGAUGUGCAGUUAAGGAAUGAACAGUCAGUUUCAGACUCAACUAAACUGAAUCUACAAGAUGUUUCUUCAGAUCCUUUAAGAUCUCCACCUCAAGCUACUCAAUCUAUAGCACCCUUUCAAGAGAAAACAGCUUCUCAAAGUUCAGUUGUGUCUCGUAAAAAAUCAACACCAAAUGUUUCUUCCAAGCGAAAGUCAAGAAAAUUGGCUGUCAAUUUUGGUGCACCUAAAACUUCAGAAUAAAGAUGGUACAUGGAUAACAUUAACUAUUGAUGGAUAACAUCCUUAACUAUUAUGAAAAGGAGGAAAUAAAUUAUAAUAAUUCAAGAGAGGCUUUAAAUUGUUAAUAUUUUUGUCAGUUACAUUAUUUUUAAAAAUGAUUAUGCUCACUAAAGAAAUUGACAACUUGAUUAAACCAGGAAACCCUGAAUUAAGGGAACUAGCCUAGCCAUUGUGCCUAGGUCUCUAAAAAGUGGUUUUUAUAUCCUAUCCCAGCAGAGGAGCAAUAAUAUUGUCAUGGCUGUCCUAAUGUAGAAUUUUGUUGUUUAAACCAAGAGAUGAAAGGCUUCUGAAAAUACAAAGCAUGAUUGUUGAUGUUAUGUCUCCUUUUUAAUUAUAACUUCUAAAGGUGAUUUAUUUAUAUGUACCUUGUGUAUUUGAUUUCUAUAUUCUCAGAUCCUUUUGAUCUGAUAGUGUGUGAAUAGAUUCUAACUAUUGUGGCACUGCCAGCUUUGCUUGGUGCAAUGUUGAUUUCAAAGAGUUAUUCCAAAACAACUUAAUAAAUUAGACAUUGCCUAUCAGCAAUUAUUGUAAUACACUGUCUUUAUCUAGAUGGCACCAUGAGCAAGCCACUGAUGGAUGAAAGCAGAGUGAAUAAAUGCUUCAGUAAUGAUUUACAGAAUGCAGACAUAUUUAAGAAGUACCCCAUAAUUGUAUCAAGUUUAAUUUUGUAAAUGACUGUCUGUAUGCUGCUCAACCAUGACAGUGGCCCUGUUUGACUGUAAGAACCACAAAUUAACCCAUGACUUGUUUUGGUGUUAGCUUAUGCUUGUUUAACCCAGAGACAACCCCAUGUCCAUUUGGAUGUCAUGAAGGAAUUGGAGCAUUGUUAAUGCAAACAGAAAGUGGUUUGGACACAGUUUGUCAUGUCCAAAAGGAGUCACAGCCUCCACUGCAGAUCUGGUUUUGUUCUUAACACAAAUAUUUUUAAAUACCUUUUAGUACUUCCCUUCUCCUGUUUGAUUAAAUAAUGCAUUUUCAUAAAUAUAAAUAAGCUUUGCCAUUCAAAAUUGUGUUUCUACAGACUAGAUUUAAAUUUUAUCAUUUUUAAGAGGAAGACAGUCAAUGCAAACUAACUAGUAUUCAGAUCCAAACAUUGUCUUGGUACUAACAAUGUCUUCAUAUAGUCUAAUGUUCUUCAGCACACAUUCAUAUUUCUUAUUUUGUUAGAAGUAAAAUAGUAAGCUGUUUUUAUAACUAAUUUGUAAACUGCCACAAUUCUCUUUUUAGCACAAGCAAUCUCAGUGGUUGUACUGUGUAGAUAAGCUGCAGUCUUUAACACUGCUUUUUCAGCGAAUCCCCGUGUAGGACAAUGAUUUCUAAACAGUGCUGUUAGUUUAUCAUAGCUCCAAGUAUGUGCACAGCUAUUUAAAUGUAAGGUUCCCUUUGUGCUCCAACCCUCUAGUUCUACCCCUCAAACUAUAUAUAUUUAUAUAUGCACAUACUCUUUCUGUCAUGCAGAUUAAAAUUCAUGAAAAAUCAAUGAAAAGCAGCAUGGUCUUUAGUUUGAGGAUAUUUUCACAUAGCAUGUAAGACAUGGGCAAUUACCACAUAACUAUGGGCCUAAUCCAGUUAAAGUGAGAAAUGCUUCCCCUCUCACAUGAUUUCAACAGUGAACAUAGGCUUAAUGCAGACAUUUACAUUAAUAGAAGUGCUUUAACACAGGGCACAGUUCAGCUAUAUUUACAUUGAUACAAUCUGGCAUAUUGUAUUCAUUGAUACAACUGUUUCAACUGUUUUUCAGCUCAGGUUGUAUGUUAUUUUUACCUCAAUCUCUGGAGCAUGACUAUGGAUUGUUAACUGUCAGAGAGAGAACUGAUUUGAUUUACCAGUGUGUCUGAGAUGCUACUUCAAAUUUUCAUUUGUUUGCAUGUUAGGGCUAUAUAUGGCUAACUUUGGCAUUGGAAUCUCUUCUAUACUAAAAUAGGUAAGAUUUACUGUGGCUUCUGCUGUCUGUAUACUAGAACUAGACACAGAAAGAAGGAUUUGUUGAAAUUGAAAUCUCAGAACCAGCAAAACCAUCUAUCUGUUGGUACCCUUAUACCAGAAAUUCUGUUUUGAAUUGAACUAAAACUGUCCAAGUGUAUCAUCAUCCUGGUUGUCAUCUGUGCUUUGCAUUUGUAUCUGUUCCAUUAUGUUUUGUUUUCCGUUAGUCUGCAGGACUGGUAUUAGUUUCCUUAUAUCUGGUAUCCAGUAUUUAAAUGUUUACCUAAGAGAUAAUUGGCUUAUGACAUUUUAUCCAUUAUUUCAGUUUAAUUUUGAUAAAGGUAUAAUUGCUGAUUUUCUCUCAAAGUGUAUUUUGUAAAUGCUGGAUUUUUUCACUAAGAUCUUGUACAGAGCAGUAUUUUAUUAAAAUCCAAAAGGGAAGACAUAUGCACAUUUUUAUAAUUUCUUUUUUAAAUAGAACUUUGUCUAUUUGCCAAGUAAAAUGUUUUAAAUUGGCAUGAAUAUGGAGUGUAUUUUUGUGUAUAGUGUUGUGCAUUUCAAAAUUCUAGCAUGUAUUUGUGCAAAGGUUUGUGCAAAGGUAUUUUAAAUACAAAUGUAAAAAUAUGCAUCGAGGCAAAAUAUCAAAUAGAUUAAAUGCUCUGAACAACUUUACUACAAUAAUUUUAUAGAAGACUUAGCCUCUGCUUGCAUUAAAAAUACGAACUAUU